AUGGAUUGGGGGAUUUAUGGUGAUGGGGGUUGGGGUGGAUUUGUGGGGAUAGUAUGGAGUUUGGGGGAUGUAUUUUAUUUUGAUGGGGGGUGGGGGGGGGGGGAAAAUUGGAUUUGGGGUGGUGGUGUUGGGGGUUGUGGAUGGAGUAGUGUAAGUUGGUUGGAUGUAUUGAUGGGUUUGGGGGGGGGGGGUUGUUGGGGGGGGUUAGAUUGGGAGGGGGAAGGGGGAAGUGUAGUGAGGUUGGGUGGGGUUGAGAAGGGAGUUGGGAUGGGGGGGGGGGGGGGGGGGGGGGGGGGGGGGGGGGGGAGAGGGAUAGUGGGUGGGGGGGUUUGGGGGGGGGGGGGGGGGGGUUGGGGGGUUUGGGGGUUGGGGGGGGUGGGAGGGGGGGUGGGUUGGGGGGGUGGGGGGGGGGUGAGGGGGGGGGGGGGGGUGGGGUUGGGGUUGUUUUUAUGUUGGAAUAAUGAAGGAGGGAGGGAAGGGGGAGGGGAAAGAUUGGGGGGGGGGGGAUGGGGGGUAUUGGGGUGGGAAGGGGGGGGGUUUGGAAAGGAUGAUGAAAGAGUGGUGGGGGGGGGGUUUGGGGGGGGGGUUGGGGGUGGGGGGGGGGGGUAUGGGUUGGGGGUGGGGAUUGAGGUAGGAUAUAGGUUUUGGAGUGGGGGGUGGGGGGUGGGGUUGGGAGGGGGGGGGUUUGGGGGGGGGAUUGGGGAAGGGGUGUGGGUGAGAAAAAGAAUUAUGUUUAUUUUUGGGGGGUGUGGUUUUUGGUUGUGGGUGUUGGGGGGUGGGUGGAGGGGGGGUUUUAUGGGGAGGGGGGGUUGGGGGGGGGGGAGGAGUUUUGAUUGGGGGGGGGUGGGAGGGGUGGUGGGGGGGGGUUAUUGGGUUGAUAAGUGGGGGGAUAGGGGGUGGGGUGGGGGUUGGGGUGGGUGGUUGGUGGGUGUUGGGAGUUUAGAGUAUGGUAGUUGGGGAGAAGGUGGGGAGAGUGGGAUGGGGGGGUGGGGUUUAGGAAUUUUUGUUGAUAGGGGGGGGGGUGGGAGAGGAGUGUUUGGGGGUUGUGGUGGGGUGGGGGGGGUGAAAAGAGUUGGAAGGAGGGGGUGGGGUAGUUAA
Molecule: messenger RNA, 1098 nt
Organism: Knipowitschia caucasica
Lineage: Eukaryota; Metazoa; Chordata; Actinopteri; Gobiiformes; Gobiidae
Source: the annotation of a GenBank genome assembly